AUGGCGAUCAAGAAGCCGUCCAAGACCGACAAGAAGCACGCGUACGACCAGAAGCUGUGCCAGCUCCUCGACGAGUACUCGAGGGUGCUCGUCGCGUCGGCGGACAACGUCGGCUCCAGCCAGCUCGCGGAGAUCCGCAGGGGCAUCCGCGGCGAGUCGGUCAUGCUCAUGGGGAAGAACACCCUCAUCCGCCGCUGCAUCGCGGCGCACGCCGAGAGGUCGGGCAACGCUGACGUCAAGGCCCUCAUACCCCUCCUCCAAGGGAACGUCGGUCUCAUCUUCACCAAGGGUGACCUCAAGGAGGUGCGCGAGGAGGUCGCCAAGUACAAGGUUGGGGCCCCUGCUCGUGUUGGCCUGAUUGCUCCUAUUGAUGUGGUGGUUCCCCCUGGAAACACUGGUCUGGAUCCCUCCCAAACUUCUUUCUUCCAGGUGCUUAACAUCCCCACCAAGAUUAACAAGGGCAGUGUCGAGAUCGUCGCCCAUGUGGACCUCAUCAAGAAGGGUGACAAGGUGGGCUCAUCCGAGGCUGCCCUGCUUGCCAAGCUCGGCAUCCGCCCAUUCUCCUAUGGUCUUGUGAUCACCAAUGUCUACGGCGAUGGGUCGGUGUUCAGCCCCGAGGUUCUUGACCUCACCGAGGAAGACCUCAUGGAGAAGUUUGCGUGUGGUGUCUCCAUGGUUGCCUCGCUGUCCCUGGCAGUCUCGUACCCAACUUUGGCUGCUGCACCGCACAUGUUCCUCAAUGGGUACAAGAACGUGCUUGCUCUCGCCGUGGAGACAGAUUACUCGUUCCCCCAUGCUGAUCAGAUCAAGGAGUACCUCAAGGACCCUAGCAAGUUUGCUGUUGCUGCCGUGCCGUCUGGUGGUGGUGCUGCUGCGGCUGGAGCUGCUACUGCGGAGGAGAAGAAAGAAGAGGAAUCCGAUAGUGGAUCUGAUGCUGAGGAGGGAUUCAUGAACCUGUUCGACGACUGA
Messenger RNA from Triticum aestivum (bread wheat), 969 nucleotides. Its product is annotated as 60S acidic ribosomal protein P0-like. The record is from RefSeq and is a predicted model, not a curated record. NCBI's taxonomy places the organism in Eukaryota, Viridiplantae, Streptophyta, Magnoliopsida, Poales, Poaceae. Gene Ontology annotation, molecular function: large ribosomal subunit rRNA binding; structural constituent of ribosome. The transcript has 5 exons. Gene Ontology annotation, biological process: ribosomal large subunit assembly; ribosome biogenesis; cytoplasmic translation. Gene Ontology annotation, cellular component: cytosolic large ribosomal subunit. The coding region runs from base 1 to 969 and encodes 322 amino acids.